Lytechinus pictus (painted urchin) is the source of this 3831-nucleotide messenger RNA. Its product is annotated as dentin sialophosphoprotein-like. The coding region runs from base 178 to 2475 and encodes 765 amino acids. Gene Ontology annotation, molecular function: zinc ion binding. The record is from RefSeq and is a predicted model, not a curated record. The transcript is spliced from 4 exons. Lineage: Eukaryota; Metazoa; Echinodermata; Echinoidea; Temnopleuroida; Toxopneustidae.
GCGGCGCGAUGUAAAAUUAAUCUCUCACUUCUUGCAGUGACAUGACAGUGUGAAUACUUUCCUGAGGUCUGCUAAAAAUCGAGAAGUUUGAACUUGAAGACUGAUUGUAAUGUAGAUCUAGGGAGUCUAGAUCUAGUCCAUGCAUCAUACAUAGAGCAGAACUUGCUGCUUAUAAAGAUGGCUAAAUAUGAUGUUGAUCGCUUUGAGAAUCCUCCUGAUGAAGACCUGAUCUGCUGCAUCUGUCAGUGUGUCCUUGAUAACCCCCUGGAGAGUCCCUGCCGUCAUGUCUUCUGCAAGGUCUGCAUCGAGACAUGGCUCACCAAUCGCAGCAACUGUCCCAACUGCCGUAAACGACUUCGCAUCUCCAAGCUUAAACCAGUUCUCCCAAUCGUCAGGAACAUGAUCAACCGCCUCUUAAUCAUUUGCGAAAACAGGGAACAUGGCUGCACCGGGGGAAUCAAGCUUGAGAUGUAUGAUAGACAUGUCCAGAACUGUGACUUUGCUCCGAUCAAGUGCUUGAAUACAGGGUGUGGACAGACUGUGCUAAGGAAGAACAUGCUGGCCCAUGAACAGACUUGCAAAUAUCGCCUGAUCAUGUGUAAGAAAGGGUGUGGGUUACCGAUCUCCAUGGAGAAGCUGAAGAAGCACAACUGCUUGGAUGAGCUGAAGAAAAGUAUGACAGCUAUGGAGGAACAGUACAAGCAGCGUCUCCUUGAAUUAGAAGCCAAGUUAAAUACAAAAAUUCAAGUUCUGGAGGAUCGUAUAAAAGCUAUGGAAGAGAACUGUCAACAGGACUAUGGCUCAGGCUGGGGAUCAGCUAGAGAUUCGUAUUCGUCUAUGGCCGGUUUUGAUGAGAGCGAUUCGCCGAGUAGGGAUAUGGAGUACACAGACAUUCAAGAUUUUGAGGAGAAUAAUGAUGAUGAUAGUAAUUCAUACUAUUACUCUGGCAAUGAAGAUAAUGACUUUGAAAGCACUCCUGAGUACCAGGAAGCACAGACCUAUGAAGUAUAUUCCCCUGAUGAACCUCAUGUGGAAGAAGAGCAGCAGGAACACGACGAGGAGGAGGAAGAUGAAGUUGGAGAAGAGGAGGAAGAUUCAGACACUGCAUUCUUUCUCAAUUCUGAUAUGGACAGCAACAAUGACUCAGAGGGUGAUCUCAAUGAUUCCUUGCUUGACAGCAGCGAUUCCGACUCCAUCGCAGAUGAUCAGGAACCUGUUCAAGUCUAUGAAGUUAGCCCAACAAGCCCUCACUCUGACCACAACCUGCACCAGGAGGAUUCCUCUUUGAUUGAAAAUGUAAGUUAUGAGGAAGUGAGUGAUCCAGUAUCCGUCAAUUCCCCCCACAGCAGCACUCACCGAGAUCGUGGAAGGAGAGACCAGCAUAGGCAACCCCAGGAUGGGGACAGAGAUCAGCAGACUGGCUUUCACGAAGAACAGUCCCUUACUCAUGAUGAAGCACCUGCUGAGGGAUUUUAUCCCCGUGACAAUAAUUAUGAUAAUGAACACUCGUCUCUGUGCAGCCUUCGUGUUGAAUAUGGCAGCUCGGGAAGAGCUUCCCCCCGUGAGAAUGAGCAUGGUUAUGCGUCUGAACCUGUGGAAGAAUCAGAGGCAAACCUUUCAUCCAAUGAACCGAUCAUAAUUCACGUAGAUCCUCAGAGUGGAGAUGGGAGGAGACAUCCAGAUGAGGCAAGCAGGAGAAGGCGAAGGAGCCGCGAAACCUCCAGGGCACAUCGCAGGAGCUCAAGGAAUAAAAGGAGCCGUCACUCCAGUAAUAGAGACAGGACUGGGCAACCUUCCCAAGCAUCUGAUGCAGCCUCAGAGCAUGAUGCUCCCCUUCCUGGAGGUCGCCAGGAGGAAACCGCCGCUUCAAGAGAUGGAAGGGAAUUUUUCUAUGGCGUUCCCGUGGAUGAAUCCGACUCCAGUGCAGACCCACCAUGGGAGAGAAAAUCAGAAGAUGUCUCUUCAGAUGUGAGUAUCUCUGAUGAGUCAUUGCUCAUGUACGAUUCUUUUGACGAUGAUGACGAUGAUGAUGAUUUUCGAAGUAGCAGCCCGGAAGUGUAUGAAAAGUUUAUUUCUUCUCUUCACAAUGUGGACUCAAGUGAAAGUGAUAAGACAUGGGUUCCUGAUGACCCAGCUUCUGACAUUGAUGGUGUCGAGGACAACACUGCUGACCCUGCUGAUCGCCAUAGUGAAGAUGCAGACCAAUUAAACUCAGAGACCCCUGACAGGAGUGGCUCUCAAGAAGACCCCAGAGAGGUUGACCAGUCUCGCCGCAGUUCUAGGACAAGAUUAUCUAGAAGGACUAGGUCUAGACCAGGUGAUAGGCCAGCAUCAGACAGGGAUCCAGCAAGUCGAUCAUCAGAUAGUGAGACUGUUAACCCGACAAGAAAGAGACCUGUGACAGAAGAUAGCAGUUCAGAGAGUGAGAACACUGAGGAUAGCAAGCAACAUCCCGCAUGGAAGAGGAGAAGAUAAGAUAAAAAUUAGGUGAUUGCUUUGGCCUUCUCAGUAAUUAUCAAUUCCACUUUGGUUUUGGAGAUUUCCACAUGAAAUGAGAGUCAUUGAUUCUGGAUCGUACUGCAGAUGUUAGUGAAAUAGCCAGAAUAUGGAAAAUUCCCAUGAGCCCAUUCCGAAGACUAGUGGCCUGGGCGUUUCACAAAGAGUUAUAUAUCAUUCUGAAGUACCAAUAUGUGAUAUUUAAAGCUUGAUUUUAUCGAUUGAUAAAAAAUCAGCCUGACGCCAUCUCUCUGGAAGCUGAUCUGGACAAUCAUCAGUUAACAACCACAUGCUUUUCAAGUGCAAAUUCCAUGCAUCUGCAUUUUGCUUUUUUUUGCAUAUUUGUUCAGAUUAGCUCUCCAAAGAGAUGGCAUCAAACUGAAGUUACAAUGCUUUCACGAAACGGGGGCCCCAAAAGUAAAAACCUCUCUGAAAUACCAAUAUACAAAAUGUCUGCCAAGUUAUGUUAUCAUACAUGUGUCAGUUUUUGUACAAAACCUAAAAAUUUAGUGGAUUAUUAUCUUGUUAUUGUACAAGAUAAUGUCUCUGUGGACCAAUACUGUUUUAUAAGAUUGAUGAUUUUGAUCAUGGUUUCUUCCCUUGCUCCAAAUUAACAAAAGGUAGGACAAGCAAAUACAUUUUUUUUCAAUUUAGUAUUUAUGUAUAAACAUAAGGCAAGAAAGUAAGUUACCCUUUCGUUUCACAAUAUUUAAAAAAAAAUUUGUUUCAUUGAAAUAAAUCAACACAAUUACAUAUUAACAAGAUUGGAAUGAUUCAAAAUAAGUACAAACUUGGUAGACAUGUUCCUAUAUUGAUUGAAUUUGAUUUGUCAAGUCAUGCAUGAGUGAGCACACAAUGAAUGCAAACUCACUUUUUUGUCUUCAAUAUAAUGACUAUAAAGGUUGGAAAAUUCAUGUUCAUACAUGUAAUGUUGAGCUCAAAGGCAACAGGGUAUUAUAGGUAAAGAGUGCCCUCUUGUGGUAGGAUUAAGGUUACUUUACUUUACUCGUACAUCACAGCGAAUCUCCUUUUUGAAUUCACAUCAUUUUCUUGGCUGUAAACAAUUGAAUGUACAGUUUAUUUUCAGUUUGCUGGGUUUUUUUUGGAGUGACAACAUAUGUCAAAGGAAAAUAUAACUCACAUCACAUAUGUCUAGGUCAAGAGGAGAUAAUUUGAAAUAUGUGAAAUAAAGAGGAAAAUCUGAAAAUUGCUGUACAAAACAAAUGGAGAGUUGUCCACAAAAUCAGCCAUUUUGAAGUACGUUUGCCAAUUUGAGGAUCCCCAUAGAAAGUACAACAAGACUUUUUAAACAUUCAUAACUUGCUUAUUUUAUAA